AAUCUCAAUUUCCGACUCUAAUUCUCCCCCCAAUCUCAAUCAAAACUCUUGUUCUUCUAAUCCGAGUAAGUCUUUGAGCGAUUUACACUUCAGUUUUCGUUUUGAAUUUGCAUAAAUUUUAACCGAUCGACCUAAAAUUCGAAAUGAACGACCUACUCUCCGGAUCUUUUUCCGGCAGCCGCGUCAGCGACAUAGAGAUGGGUAACGCCGCCACAACCGACGGCACAAACCUCGAGAAAUUCUUCGGAGAUGUGGCGGAGAUCAAGGAAGAGCUAAAGGGUCUUGAAAAUCUUCAUAAUCAACUGCAAGAGUCAAAUGAACAAAGCAAAAGCCUAUACAACGCCACCUCCAUCAAAAACCUCCGGACCAAAAUGGACAACGACGUCGCUUUAUCUCUCAAAAAAGCGAAGCUCAUCAAAACCCGUUUAGAGGCCCUUGAUCGUUCCAGUGAAGCCAAUAGGAACCUCCAUGGCUGCGGUCCAGGAAGCUCCACCGACCGUACACGAAUCUCCGUCGUUAACGGCCUACGGAAGCAGCUUCAAUCGUUCAUGAAAUCUUUCACCGACCUCCGUCUGAAAAUGGCGUCCGAGCAUCGAGAAACUGUCCAACGAAGGUACUACACAGUCACCGGAGAAAAACCCGACGAGGGUACAGUCGAUAACCUGAUCUCCACCGGAGAAAGUGAGACGUUUUUACAGAAAGCGAUCCAGGAGCAGGGUAGAGGGCAGGUGAUGGAAACAAUAUUGGAAAUUCAAGAACGCCAUGAUGCAGUAACAGUAAUAGAGAGGAAUCUGAAGGAACUGCAUCAAGUGUUCAUGGACAUGGCGGUGUUGGUGGAGAGCCAAGGAGAGCAGCUAGACGACAUCGAGAGCCAUGUUAAUAGGGCGAACUCGUUUGUGAGAGGCGGUGCACAACAGUUGCAGGUGGCAAGAAAGACGCAGAAGAAUACCAGGAAAUGGACAUGUUUUGGGAUUCUUUUGUUGUUGAUUAUCAUCGCCAUUAUCGUUCUCUCAAUUAGGCCAUGGAAGUAGGAGUGUUGUGAAGAUGACUGCGAUCGUUAUACGUCAGUUGUACGGGAUUCUGUUUGACGCGGUGAGUAAUUCGUUUUCCAACAUUGUGAGAUAUCCGUUGAAUGGUGUGGUCGUGUGGAGAUGAUGAGGGUAUCUUUGUAAUUAAACAUGGGUCAUGGGUUCGUGUUUUGUAUUUGACGUAUUAUAUUCUUUUCCAAAAUAUUUGUUUGUUUUGAUUGAAAAAAGUUGUCUAUUCGUUUGUAUAUAUAACGGUUGCGCAUAAAUUUAUAUAGGGAAAAAUGACUUAAAAGCUUUA
Messenger RNA from Lactuca sativa (garden lettuce), 1326 nucleotides. Its product is annotated as syntaxin-121. The record is from RefSeq and is a predicted model, not a curated record. Gene Ontology annotation, molecular function: SNAP receptor activity; SNARE binding. Gene Ontology annotation, cellular component: endomembrane system; SNARE complex; plasma membrane. NCBI's taxonomy places the organism in Eukaryota, Viridiplantae, Streptophyta, Magnoliopsida, Asterales, Asteraceae. Gene Ontology annotation, biological process: vesicle fusion; exocytosis; intracellular protein transport.